AUGACGCAAACAUGGCCUCCCCCCCACUUAACCCUUGACACACACGUAAUGACGCGCAUCGCGUAAUGAACAAGUGUUCAAAAAGUGAACGGAUGUUUGCCCCCCCUUUUAACCAAAAGGUAACGUGAACACUCACAAACACAAGAGAGUCAUAGCCAUUUCAAAGAAAAACAAAACUGAAUAAAAACCUACCGACACCCCCAACCUUUCUUUUUCUUAUUCAUGUCUGACGUCUCGACCGAUUCGCACUUUCUUUCUGCAAACGCAACAGAUACUGAUUCCACUGCAACCAGUGCGCUUCCACCAACAAUUCAGGAUAUUUUUCCAGGAGCCAAUCCUAAUUCUGCUACAAAGGAGGACUUGAGAACAAUGGAUUCUAAUGUUGAUACAACCGUUUCAACGCCUAUGGCUGUCCACCAUGAUGUAGGAGGUGGAAAAGCAAGAGUUACUGAAGGUGGUGUCACGACGGAUAAGUCUGUCUAUGUGAAGUCCUACAUUCGCUCACUGCUUCUCUGGGAGCGCCCUCUCUACUCCCUGGCUGCUGUUUCAACGUUACUUUCCCUCAACUACGCCUUGACUCACUACUCUCCGAUUCGCAUUCUAUCCUUCCUGCUGGCUUCAGCGACUUUUGCCAACAUGGUUUUUGUCAACUUGUGGGUGUAUAGUGGGAGUUUGUUUGUGAAUGUGCAGCAACAUGGUGGUGUCAAAAAGCCUCCUACCAUGUGGUUUUUGGACCAUGCAAAUCGCCAGCCAGUCAAUCGUAAUCUUGUUCGAGACUGGGUUGAUUUCGUUGUGGACACGAUCAACUUGGCCUUCUCCUACGUGGCUAGCAUUAUUGCUGUAGAUGAUAAUGUCCGAUCUGCAAAGGCUCUUCUCUUCACUGGAUUCGUCUACCUGCUCUCUGGAUAUAUUUCUUCCAGCACACUUUUUUAUACUGCGGUGAUCCUCACUUUCGCGACCCCACGCCUAUACCUCGCGAAUAGGGCACAGAUUGACACCUACCUUCACACGGCAUCAGAUGCCUUUGCGAAGCAUACUCACAAGAUAACAGACAGCCUGUCAAUCUAUUUGAACACGGCGGCAGCGAGAGCGAGGAUGAAGGUUGAAGAAGCAAAGGGCAAGGUCAAGAAGCACGAGUGAAGACGGAAUACUACAUUGGGUGGUCCAUUGAUGAAUAGUGGCGUUUAUGGGUCAAGGUCUCAGGAGUUUAAGUUCUUGUGAUAUUGUAGUUUCGACAUGGUGCAUGUAUCUUGGUUUUCUGUUGUUUUGUAAAAAGACAUCUAUUUGGAUUGCUUCAGUGGGCAAGAUAUUGCUGA
Molecule: messenger RNA, 1316 nt
Organism: Spizellomyces punctatus DAOM BR117
Lineage: Eukaryota; Fungi; Chytridiomycota; Chytridiomycetes; Spizellomycetales; Spizellomycetaceae
Exons: 6
Coding region: 223-1140 (305 amino acids)
Source: RefSeq, a predicted model, not a curated record